UUGUGUUACUAUGGAGAUAACGUAUUCCCAAAUCUUUACUUACCAACGAUAAUAACGAAGCCUAGCAAUUUAUUAUUCGACGGUAUUUGUACAGUUUUAAAAGAGUAAUCCGGUUGUUUAAAAUAUAAAGGAUAGCGUGACAACAUGUGGUGGGGAUAUAGUCCCGCGUUAGACAUACAACAUGAAGUUAAUAAAAGUGAAACUAAUUCUCUAAGUGAAUGUCUCGAGGUAUUAAUUGUAGGUGCUGGCGAUGCAAGACAUAUCGUGAAGACAUUAGGAUCAUCUUAUUUGUACCGCGAUCGUAUUAUUACGUACCAUGUAAUUGAAUCAACGUUGGAACAAGUUGCUAGAUCUAUGCUAUUGCUAAGUACUUGUUUACAGAGGAACCUAGGCUUGCAAGAAACGACUCGAUAUUAUUUAGAAAUAUUUGGGAAUACGCUUGUAAGACCAGCGACAGCUAAGUACUUGGUAAAACACUCUGAUCAAUUGGCAGACAUCCCAACGAACACAAUCGAUUGUCCUUGGUUAAGUUUGGAAAAAUUAAAGCACAAGGAUAAAGAUCGAUUAGAAGGAAUUUUUAAAUUUUGGGAGCGUGCAGCACGCGAGAACAUUUCUGUUGUGGAAUAUUGGGACGAAAGAGUUAGAAAAUCAUUAAAAACAAGAUACGAUUAUCGCGAUGGUGUUUUUGAUUGGGAUUAUCAUAUGAUUUUAAAGUCUAGAAACGUCUCGAAUCUGACAGUGCAAGAGUAUAGAUUUUGGAGAAACAAUGGAAUUGCGUUCGUUUGGUUAGAAGGUGAACCUAUUAGAAGCAAUCCGACCUUAUUGAGUAAUAUUAUACAGCAUGGACCUGGAUUUAUACAUUAUGCUUAUUUAGGAGAUAUUUCGAAUGGUCCUUUCUUUGCAUGGGCCUCGGAAGAAGCAAAGGAUAAUCACGAUAAAUAUAGAGCAACGGACAUUGCUGAACGAGAAGUCAUGCGUUCUAUACACGAAAUUAGAACAAAAGAACCAUUAUGCGAAAAUUUGGUUGCAUCGCACAGAGAUUCCUCCAUCUUAAAUGGUGUACUGGUAACCGAAAUGCCAGACACUAAAAUGGAACAAGAAUCGUGGAAAAGGGAAAAAAAUAAGUACAAAAGAGAUGAAAUUUCCUGGGUAGAUAUUAAAAAUCACAAGGUAAUUUUUCACCCUGUGACGUCGUUAGAGACACUAAAAUAUAAAACAGAAUAUACUAGCAAAUUCGAUUUUCUGUGGGUUGCGCAUAACAUGACAAAACAAUUAUCUAAUCUAACCGUGUUACUCAAGAAAGGAGCAAUUGUAUUGAUCGAGUUACCAAAGUAUCUUGUACAACUGCGAGAGGAAGAUCUACAAAAUUUUAUAAAGGAAUUAAAAGAUACCGCAAAAAGAAAUGGACUCUAUGAGAUCUGCGAUAUAAAUACUAAGAAACAUAUUGCUAAAUUUUCCAAAUGUUAA
Molecule: messenger RNA, 1467 nt
Organism: Colletes gigas
Lineage: Eukaryota; Metazoa; Arthropoda; Insecta; Hymenoptera; Colletidae
Gene: Dnaaf3
Product: dynein axonemal assembly factor 3
Exons: 6
Coding region: 145-1467 (440 amino acids)
Biological process (GO): motile cilium assembly; axonemal dynein complex assembly
Source: RefSeq, a predicted model, not a curated record